Messenger RNA from Danaus plexippus (monarch butterfly), 1748 nucleotides. RefSeq names its product beta-1,3-galactosyltransferase 6-like (gene beta3GalTII). Gene Ontology annotation, cellular component: membrane. The record is from RefSeq and is a predicted model, not a curated record. The transcript has 3 exons. Lineage: Eukaryota; Metazoa; Arthropoda; Insecta; Lepidoptera; Nymphalidae. The coding region runs from base 317 to 1411 and encodes 364 amino acids. Gene Ontology annotation, molecular function: UDP-galactosyltransferase activity. Gene Ontology annotation, biological process: glycosaminoglycan biosynthetic process.
UUCUGUUUCAAUUUUGAACUUCGAACUAUCCUAGCUUACAUAUCGUGUUGUAAAGUGUAAACCUGACCGAAUGCAAAUUUUAACAUGAUUCUACUUAUAUAUUAUAGUAUGUAAUAGAAAUGUUUUUAAAUAUCUCCUAAGUCUUAACUCCAUAUAUAAUAAACCAAGCUAAGGGGAAUAUGAAUGAAAAAAAUACGUGACUGAGUGAGCGUUUUUACUGAAAAUAUAAGAACCAUUUUUAUUUAUAGUAUUUUCUUCAUUAUAAGUUUUUUUAUUGACAAAAACAACUCUAAAGAAUGAAUCGUCCCAAUCUAAAAUGAUAACGUUAUUAUUGAAACGAUACAGGGGAAUGAUACUUGCUAGUCUCUUAUUUUUUUACUUAGGUUGUGGAAUAACUUUAAGUUUUAUUAAAAUGGAAUGUGCGUCAGAUAUUUCUAACUUAGAAUUUAGAAGCAAGAACUCAUCAAUAUACGAAAAGACUGAAUAUGCGGUGCUUGUUAUAAGCAGUCCAGAUAAUGAAAUGAAAAGAGACGCUAUAAGGGCGACAUGGGCUAAUUUUAUUAAUAAUAUAUUCAUUGAAAACGGUGAAACGUUAUUCAAGUGGGAUAACUCCUGGCUCAGAACAAAUACAAAAACAGAUUUAAUAAAAAUAUUUUUUGUAAUUGGAACACAAAAUCUAGAAAAGGAUAAGCUCAUAAAAAUUAAUAAUGAACUUAGCAGAAGUAAUGACUUAUUACUGUUAAAUAAGUUCGAAGACUCUUAUGAGAAUCUAACAUUAAAGUUACUUUAUUCUCUAGAUUUUCUUAGCAAGAAUUUAAAGAAAUUAAAAUAUGUUAUCAAAUGUGACGAUGACUCAUUUGUUAGGAUUGAUUUAAUAGUAAAAGAUUUGGAAGCUUUUGGACCGAAAAUGGAUGAUCCAUCUAUUAGUUCUUAUGUUACUUAUAAGGAGACUGAACAAAACCAGAAAGGACUAUAUUGGGGAUAUUUUAAUGGCAGGGCUCAAGUAUUUUUAAAUGGGAAGUGGCAGGAAAAAAGAUGGUUUCUUUGUGACACCUAUCUUCCUUAUGCUUUAGGAGGUGGCUAUGUUAUAUCCCACAAUAUAGUUGAUUAUAUUUCAAGAAACUUGGAGUACCUAAGUGUUUAUAAUUCUGAAGAUGUAUCUAUGGGUGUAUGGACGGCAGCACUUAAUGGAAUCAAUAGAGUGCACGAUAUAAGAUUUGACACACAGUGGAAAUCUCGUGGCUGUGAAGACAACAUGUUGAUACGGCACAAGCAAAAUCCGAGUGACAUGUUGAAAAUGUAUAAAAACUUGAUAGAAUCCAAAGGCCUAGCGCUCUGUAAGUCGCAGUCCGUACUACGUAAGUCUUAUAAAUAUAAUUGGAAUGUGCUCCCGAGUAUGUGUUGUAAAUAAAUAGCCGAUGUAACAUUUUAAACAUUUAUUGACAAAUUAACCCGAUUAUGCAAUUUAUAAAGCAAUACAAAACAAAUAAUUAUAUAAUAUAAAAACAAUCAUUUUAAAUUAUUUAAGUGACCACCAUGUUCUUAAACAUCUAUUAGUGCUAAGUCAAAACAAUUCUAGUAUUUUCAUAAGCCAAAGCAAUAAAAUCCAAAUUGAAGUGUGCUUACUUACGAUUUAUGAUAUUUUUAAUGGACAAACAAUGAAAAUUAUACUAUACAAGUACACAGUAUUAUAAUAUGAUUUUAAUGAUAAUUUUUAAUAUUUUAUAAAAUAAAGAAAUCUGACAAUC